AUGGGGAAGGCUGGAGUGAGGCAAGGGGGAAGCUCAUAUGGGCGUUACAAGGCCUUGGUGAAGGUAACAUGGGAGAUGGCAUUUGAAUGGUUUUUUCCUAAUAAAGGUCAAUGAAUACAAUUAAUCUUAAUAACAGAUUGCUGUGUUUAUAAAUCUGAUUAUUUUUGCUAUUUUAAGGAAGAGCCGAGACUGGAUGUUCUGAUCAAUAAUGCGGGGAUAUUCCAAUGUCCAUACAUGAAGACAGAGGAUGGUUUCGAGAUGCAGUUUGGUGUCAACCACUUGGGUCAUUUCUUGCUUACUAACCUCCUCCUUGGCCUCCUCAAAAGUUCUGCCCCAAGCAGGAUUGUGGUAGUUUCUUCCAAACUUUACAAAUAUGGAGAGAUCAACUUUGAAGACUUGAACAGUGAGAUAAGUUACAAUAAAAGUUUUGGCUACAGUCGCAGUAAACUGGCUAACAUACUAUUCACCAGGGAGCUAGCCCGCCGAUUGGAAGGCACAGGAGUCACUGUCAACGUGCUUCAUCCCGGUAUAGUCCGAACCAAUCUAGGCAGAUACAUGAAUAUUCCUUUGCUGGCAAAACCCCUCUUCAAUUUGGUGUCAUGGGCUUUCUUCAAAACCCCAUUGGAAGGAGCCCAGACUUCUAUUUAUUUGGCCUCCUCUGCAGAAGUAGAGGGUGUGUCAGGCAAGUAUUUUGGGGAUUGCAAAGAGGAGGAACUGCUGCCUAAAGCCAUGGAUGAUUUAGUUGCAAGAAAACUUUGGGAUAUCAGUGAAGUGAUGGUUGGAUUAUUAAAAUAAAUGCUAGGAAAAAAGACCUACUGAAAGGAAUGAAGAUAACUAAUAUUUUGCUACCCUGAAGCUUUCUGCAAUGGUAUUUUCCCCUUGAAUGGUGUGAAACACAAAUUAUUUUGCUCGUAGAUUUCAAAGCUACUAGGAGUAAUUCGUACAGCUCUUUUAAAGUAGAGAAUAUUCUGUAUUUUAAAUCUGUAUUUUGAAAAAAAAAAAAAAACAGAACUAGAGUCUAACAGCCUGGGUGUUUGAAUAUAUUUCAGCAUUAAAUCUCUUCAGAAAGCUACUUGUUCUACAAAUAAAAAGUUAUUUGCUAUGUAA
Molecule: messenger RNA, 1107 nt
Organism: Chelonoidis abingdonii (Abingdon island giant tortoise)
Lineage: Eukaryota; Metazoa; Chordata; Testudines; Testudinidae
Source: RefSeq, a predicted model, not a curated record